Messenger RNA from Armigeres subalbatus, 1993 nucleotides. RefSeq names its product gastrula zinc finger protein XlCGF46.1-like. Gene Ontology annotation, biological process: regulation of transcription by RNA polymerase II. The record is from RefSeq and is a predicted model, not a curated record. NCBI's taxonomy places the organism in Eukaryota, Metazoa, Arthropoda, Insecta, Diptera, Culicidae. The coding region runs from base 95 to 1657 and encodes 520 amino acids. Gene Ontology annotation, cellular component: nucleus. The transcript has 3 exons. Gene Ontology annotation, molecular function: zinc ion binding; DNA-binding transcription factor activity, RNA polymerase II-specific; RNA polymerase II cis-regulatory region sequence-specific DNA binding.
UAACAUCUCGUACAAAUCAAAACAAAGCUCAUAAUUUUGCAGAAGAAAUAUUUUGAGUUCAAUUUUCAAUUUUAUUUUUCAUUGGACUACGACUAUGGACCUGUUGGAAAUUAACAGGCAACAAUGCCGUAUCUGUUUUGAUAGAAUGGACAGUACAAUUUCUUUGGAUUGGAACGAGGGCGGAAAAACUUUAGCCGAAAUGCUUUGCUAUUGUGUAAAACUGGAGUUUCACGAAAGCGACGGUCUUCCAUUUAGAUGUUGUACAAGUUGUAAGGAUGACUUGAUAGUGGCAUUUAAACUAAUAGUACGAUGUCAGCAGUCAGAUGAAAAAUUCCGAGUACAGCUGCUUGAGGCUGUAUCAGCACUAAGGGAAACAUCUUCUUUGAGUGCGAUAGCUGAACAUAUAGAAACAACAGUUGAAUUUGAGUAUAAUGAUCCAUUCAAAGAAGAAAGUAGUGAGAGUUCUUCGGAUGAAAAAAAUAAGACCAGAAAGGAUAAUAAUCUGACACAUGAUGACAAUGAAUUUAAUAGCAAAGACGAUGAAGAAACACAGAUUGAUAAAAAAGGAGAUAAGGCUGUUGAGACAGAACGCAAACGAAGAAAGUAUGUUAAACGUAAGGUGGCUUCAAUCCCAAAAAGAUGUUGCAAAUGUAAGACUCGUUUUGAAAAUGAAGAACAAGCAGAGGAUCAUGUCAAAGUGCACCUGGAUUCUAAGCAAACUGAUCCUCAGAAGAUCUCUUCUCGUCCAUAUGAAUGCAAUGCAUGCUUCAAACGAUAUACCAACAGACGAGCUUUGCAGUUUCACCAACGAGAAAGGUACAUUGAUAAACCGUAUGAAUGCGACGAAUGUGAGCAUGAUUUUAUCUCUGAGGAUCUAUUGAUAGACCACAAAGAGUUGCACACCAAGGAUGCCGAUGAACGAAAAAAACUAAUGCCUAAGUGUUGCGCCUGCUACGAACAGUUCGAAUCGGAAGCUAGUCUAGAGGCUCAUUGUAAGGAAAUUCAUCUGCCGGAAAGCCAAUCGAUCGACAACGCUCCCCAAGACAACGAUUUCGUCUGUCCCACGUGCUAUCGCCGUUACAAAACACGACGAUCACUUUUAAACCAUAAAUUGAAGCCCUAUCGUACCAAGCAGUACCAAUGCUCCCAGUGCGGACGGAUCUUCCGUGAUAAAUGCGCCCUGUCGGACCAUGAGCGCUGUCACCAAGGCGAGCGACCUUUUGUGUGUCCAGUGUGCUCUAAAACUUUCGCAAUCAAGGACUCCUUCCGAAAACACGUGAAAUCACACGCUAUCGAAGAUGAUCACUUUAAGUGCGAAACGUGCGGAAAGGGUUUUAAAACGAAGGGUAAUCUCAAGGACCACUACAUCACGCACGCGUCGGAUUAUCGUCCCCUGGGGUGCAGCCUCUGUCCGGCCACAUUUGCACGAAAAUCGUGUCUGAAGUCACACAUGCGAAUGCAUACCGGAGAGAAACCAUUCAGAUGCUUGUUAUGUGACGCAAGCUAUGCUUUUUCGAGCGAUUUGAAGCGCCAUGUUAUGGCACAUACUGGAAUCAAGCCUUACAUUUGCAACGUUUGUGGGAGGGGCUAUCCGAGGCAGGACUACCUUCGCAAACACUUGGCUUCGCACAGCUCUGGCAAUGCACCUAAUAGCUAAGUUUAAGUUGGUUUAAAUUUAAAAUAUAUUUUCCGAUAAAACAUAAAAAAAGUAUAAUUUAGGCGGCGGGAACAGUUUUGAAGAAGAAGUAAGAGUCUUCAGCAUACUAAGCCAAAGUUUAAACUAUUAUAAAAAAUCACGAUAAAAUAGGAUGACAACGAGUCAGAUCGGUAUGUAAUGAAUUACUAAUAAUAAUUGUCUUCCUUGGUAAUUAUUGUGGUAUUUCGUAAUGCCUUUUUAAAUGCAUAAAAGUUGUAUGGCAAAAUUAUCAAACUUUAUUCUGAGUAAACUUGCGUGCAAGAUAAGUAGAAUGCGAUAUCAAUGUUUUUAAAUACA